Drosophila sechellia is the source of this 332-nucleotide messenger RNA. Its product is annotated as male-specific sperm protein Mst84Db. The record is from RefSeq and is a predicted model, not a curated record. The transcript has a single exon. Bases 169 to 330 code for a protein of 53 amino acids. Lineage: Eukaryota; Metazoa; Arthropoda; Insecta; Diptera; Drosophilidae.
CGAAAAAUCGCCUUUGCUCCCUGGAAAACCCAUUCCACUUCAGUUCCUUUUCCACUUCGGCACCAAACACUCGAUUUUGUGUCUGCUCCAGGGCCAAUAACUAUACACCACUCCCCCCCAAAAAAAGUAAAAAGAGCACACGUUUCGGAAAACCUAAACCAAGUCAAGAUGUGUGGUGGCUGGGCCUGUGCCUCCUACAAUAUCGCCUGCUGCAAUCCCCGUCUGUCGACACUGCGAUUCUCUGGCCGCUGUUUCGCACCCACGCCCUGCGGUCCAUGUGAUGACUGCUCCAUUUACGGCGGUUGCUGCGGCGGCUGCUGCGGGUGCUAGCU